Messenger RNA from Auxenochlorella protothecoides, 2274 nucleotides. Its product is annotated as ATP-dependent DNA helicase DDM1. Gene Ontology annotation, cellular component: nucleus. Gene Ontology annotation, molecular function: DNA binding; ATP binding; ATP-dependent chromatin remodeler activity. Bases 1 to 2274 code for a protein of 757 amino acids. Lineage: Eukaryota; Viridiplantae; Chlorophyta; Trebouxiophyceae; Chlorellales; Chlorellaceae. The transcript has 10 exons. The record is from RefSeq and is a predicted model, not a curated record.
AUGGCGGGGAAGAGGGGUGCCGCUACUCGUGCCAGAGCAGGCAGAGUCGGAGCAACAGAAGCUGCUCCCAGUGGAAACGGAGGGAGUGAGCAGGACGCCUCAUCAGCAGGCAACGCAGCAGACGAAAGGGUGUCGAGGAGCCAAAAUGGGGAGGCGAACCCCAGCCCUGCGACCAAGCAGCCUACACCCCGGCCCAAACCUGUGGCUGAGGAGGGCUCCUGUCACGCCUCAGAAGCGACCGAGUUCUACGUCCCUGCCGACGUGCUGGAGGAGGAGGAGAGGCUCAGGAUUGCGCGAGAGGAGGCGGAGAGCAAGCCCAAGGCCGCUCCCGUCGAGCUGGUGCUCGGCAACGAGUCCUUCAAGGCCCUGGAGACGCUGCUGAACAAGUCGCAGCUUUACACCCAGUUCCUGGCGGAGAACAUGGCCAGUGCCGAGACGGAGCAGCUCGAGUCGGAGGCCAAGGCCCCAAGCCCGGGAGAGGGCGACGGCCCGUUGGGGAAGAAGCGCAAGGCUGCCGGGCGCACAGGCGGCGCCAAGAAGAAGGCGGGCAAGGCGGCUGCGGCGCCCUCUGCGGCCCAGGAGCUGUGCCCCGGCCUGGUCGGCGAGCUGCGGGACUACCAGCUGCGCGGCAUCCGCUGGCUGGCCUCCCUGUUUGUCAACGGCAUCAACGGCAUCCUGGCGGACCAGAUGGGCCUGGGCAAGACGGUGCAGACCAUCGGCAUGCUGUGCCACCUGCGGGGCAAGGCCAUCCUGGGGCCCUACCUGGUGCUGGGCCCCCUCUCCACCCUGCACAACUGGGUUUCCGAGUUCCAGCGCUGGGCGCCAGACUUCCCGGCGCUCCUCUACCACGGCUCCAAGGCCGAGCGCGCCCAGCUCUGGUCCACGCGCCUCAGCAAGCCAGUGGAUGGGAGCUUCCCGGUGGUCGUUACCUCUUAUGAAAUCCUGCUGGCCGACAUCCGCAACUUCCAGAAGGUGUCCUGGAAGUACCUGGUGGUGGAUGAGGGGCACCGCCUGAAGAACCACAACUGCCGGCUCAUCCGCGAGCUGCGCACGCUGCGGGUAGACAACAAGCUGCUCCUGACGGGCACGCCGCUUCAGAACAACCUGACGGAGCUCUGGUCGCUGCUCAACUUCAUCCUCCCCGAGGCCUUCUCCUCCCUGUCAGACUUUGAGUCGUGGUUUGAGUCCAUGGCCGACGCCGGCGGGCAGCAGGAGGACGAGGUCCGGCAGCAGACAGCAAAGGUGGUGGAGAAGCUGCAUGCCAUCCUGAAGCCCUUCCUCCUGCGCCGAGUGAAGAGCGAUGUGGAGACCAGCCUGCCCGGCAAGCUGGAGGUGGUGCUGUAUGCACAGCAGUCCGCCAAGCAGCAGGAGCUUAAUAAGCAGCUGAAGGACAAGACUCUGCGGGAGGCUCUGAGCAAGAGCGGAGGCGCUGGAGGCACGUCUCUCGCGUCCCUGAACAAUAUGCUGAUGCAGCUGCGCAAGAACUGCAAUCACCCCGACCUCAUCACGGCGGCAUUUGACGGCUCGGUCUUCUUUCCCCCGCCAGAGGAGCUGGUGGCCGACUGCGGCAAGAUGGCGCUGCUGGAGAAGCUGCUGAAUAGGUUACUACCUGCGGGGCACAAGACGCUGAUCUUCUCCCAGAUGACGUCCAUGCUGGACGUGCUUUCCAGCUACCUGGAGGCGCGCGACAUCAAGCACUGCCGCCUGGAUGGGUCCGUGUCCUGGCAGGACCGCCAGGAGGCCAUGAAGCUCUUCACGUCCGACCCCGAGCACAAGGUGUUCCUGCUUUCCACCCGCGCCGGCGGCCUGGGCAUCAACCUGACGGCGGCGGACACCUGCAUCAUCUACGACUCGGACUGGAACCCGCAGCAGGACCUGCAGGCCAUGGACCGCUGCCACCGCAUCGGCCAGCGCUCGCCGGUGCUGGUCCUGCGCCUGGCCAGCGCGCGCAGCGUGGAGGGCAAGCUGCUGGAGCGCGCCGCGCGCAAGCUGCAGCUGGAGCGCAUGGUGAUCAAGUCGGGCGCCUUCCUGCACGCCGACGACGCUGCGGCGGGGAGCAUGAGCAAGGAGGAGCUGCUGGACGUCAUCUCGGGCGCCGGGAGCGGCGAGCACGACCUGGCGCAGUCGGGUGACAUCAGCAACGAGGUGCUGGACCAGCUGCUGGACCGGAGCCACCUGGAGGCAGGAUCAAAGCGGCCGUACCCCGACCGGGGGGUCGGAUACGAGGUCGUGCACCAGCUGAGUGGCAGCGGGCUGCUGGCGGGCGUGGAGUAG